Drosophila willistoni is the source of this 5077-nucleotide messenger RNA. RefSeq lists its product as uncharacterized. The record is from RefSeq and is a predicted model, not a curated record. Bases 182 to 5002 code for a protein of 1606 amino acids. Gene Ontology annotation, cellular component: membrane. The transcript is spliced from 14 exons. Gene Ontology annotation, molecular function: ligand-gated monoatomic ion channel activity. NCBI's taxonomy places the organism in Eukaryota, Metazoa, Arthropoda, Insecta, Diptera, Drosophilidae.
ACAUGGAAGGGCAGAUUCGUUCAAAUUUUGGAGCAGCCAAUUGCCUGUCAAUCCGAAAUUUCAAAUUGUGGCCAAAAAUUGUUUUUGGGUCUAAUGACUUAAGUGGUUUGUGUCGCCCUCUGACAUCAACGACAGGGACUAUAAAAGGCCUUGGAAAGUCGUUAAUAUUCGGCAGUUCAAGAUGUCAAAUUCGACUGUGUUUCGCCUAAUUUUGUUUAAUUUGUUGCAAUUCAAUGUGCAAAAUGUAAUUGUAUUUCAUUGUUGGCCAAAAGAAGCCUUAUAUUCACUAACUCAACUCAUGAAUGAAAACAAUAUAUUCUCGCAAUUUGUGGAUAUUGAAGAAUUGAAAUAUUUGGCUAAUAUACAUACAAAUUAUUUGGAUACUGAUUUGACAAAAUUAGGAAUUAUCUUGGACUUGAAUUGCUCACAAUCAGUCGCCGUAACUAAUCAGUCAAGUCGAGCUCGUCUUUAUAAUCACAAUUACCAUUGGAUACUCUACGAUCAAUUGGGUAAUACGGGCAAAUUGAUUGAGUAUUUCAAAGAUGCCAAUCUCAGCAUUAAUGCAGAUAUAACUUAUAUAAAGCCAUCAUGUGACGAGAAAAACAACUUUAUACUCUACGAUGUCUACAAUAAGGGCAGUUGGUUAGGUGGACGCUUGAAUAUAACUAUCGAUCAGAGUGUACAGUGUAAUCCAAGUCAGUGUAAGGUGCAAAAGUAUCUAAGUACUUUACAUGAACGGACUAGGAUGCAGCAGCGACAGGAUUUAACUGGCAUUACCUUUCGGUUUGCCACUUUGGUUUCAACAAUGCCAUUGAAUUCGAGUAUGGAGAAACUUUUGGCUUUUCUCAACAGUGAAGAAUCCAAGCAUUUGGAUGCCAUUUCUCGCAUGGGUUACCAAAUCACUUUGCUGAUGCAGCAAAUGCUGCACUUUGGCUUAAGCUACCAUUUGGUGGAAACAUGGAGCAUUAAAGACUAUAUUGGUGGAGCCAUGGGCCUGUUGGUCAAUGAGUCAGUGGAAAUUUCCAGUUCACCUUUUGUGCUUUCCUUGGAUCGUUUACGGUUUGUCCAUCCCAUGAUAUAUUUUAGUGAAUUUCGUGCCGUUUGCAUAUUCCGUACACCCCACAAUGCGGGUAUUAAGGCUGCCGUAUUCUUGGAACCCUUUCAGCCAAGUGUUUGGUUUGCCUUUGCCAUAUUGCUGGCAUUUGCCGGUGUUUUGCUGUGGCUAAUCUUCCACUUGGAGUAUCGUCUGAUGGAUCAAUAUUUGGAGUUUAUGCCAUCGCUAUUAACGGUUUGUCUAAUAAGUUUCGGUUCAGCUUGCAUACAGGCAUCGUAUUUGAUACCAAAAUCAACUGGCGGUCGAUUCGCCUUCAUAUCUGUAAUGCUGACUUCGUUUUUAAUGUACAACUAUUAUACAUCGAUUUUGGUAUCCACUCUGCUGGGAUCUCCGGUAAGUUCGAGUAUCAAGACCAUUCAACAAUUGGCUGACAGUUCGUUGGAUGUGGGAUUCGAUACGGUGCCCCAUACCAAGGCUUAUGUGACGUCGUCGCAACGUCCGGAUAUACGCAGCUUGUACAAGCAGAAAGUAGAAGGCAAGAGGGAUGCAUCAAAUAUCUGGUUAUCGCCGGAAAUCGGUGUGCUAAAGGUUCGCGAUCAACCUGGAUUUGUUUAUACAUCGGAGGCCUCUUUUAUGUAUCAUUUUGUGGAGAAAUAUUAUCGCCCACAUGAGAUUGCGGAUUUGAAUGAGAUAAAAUUUCGUCCCGAAUCAGCACUCUAUACAAUUAUUCAUAAGAAUUCCACGUACAAGGAACUAUUGAAACGAAUUCAAUCGCGAAUGCUGGAAAGCGGCAUAACAUCAAAGCUAAGUCGAGGCUAUAUCAAAACAAAAUUGCAUACAUUCUCAAAGAGUUAUGUGAUCAAUGUGGGCAUGGAAUAUGCAGCACCUUUAUUCAUUUCCUUGGCAGUCUCAUACAUAAUUGCUUUACUCAUCUUGCUAAUGGAAUUGGCAUGGCAGAAAUAUGGCAAAGAAAAACUUAAACGUUUAGCCAAUUCGGAGCAAUUGUAUGGACCACGCUUACACUGGCUUAUAUAUGAUAACGGUUUUAGUUUUCAACGCAUGAUCAAACUAUUUUCCCAGGCUCAAUUAUAUUUAAAUACGGAUCUUACCUAUGUGCUCAGGAAUCCAAUGAAUAAUCAUUUUAUACUCUAUGAUCUAUACAACAAGGGAAAGCAUAUAGGCGGACAAUUGAAUAUAACUAUUGAUCGGGAAAUUGCUUGUACAGAGAUUCAAUGUAAUUUGCAUCGUUAUCUGAGUAGUCUGUAUGAUCGAGAUCGUUUGCAACAUAGGAGAUUCCUAACCAAUUUGACCCUAAGAAUGACUGCAGUGGUAAAUACGAAGCCUUUGAAUACUUCUAUAGAGGAGCUUUUAGAAUUUCUUGAAAGUCAAAAUCAGAUAAAUAUUGAUACUUAUGCUAGAUUUUCCUUUCAAUCCCGAAAAAUACUAAUGGACAUUCUAGGUUGCAAUUUCACGUACAUUUUUCGAGAUCGCUGGACCAGUGAUGAUCUAAGUGGAGGUCUUAUAGGUGAUCUAUGGGACUCUAAAGCUGAUAUUGCCGCCGCUCCGUUUAUUUAUAGUCCAUCCCGUGCAAGAUAUUUCCAAGCUUUAACCCAAUUCUGUUCGUUUCGGGCCGUCUGCAUGUUUCGGAAUCCACAAUCGGCCACAGCUGGUUUUAAAUUUAGUGAAUUUCUCGAUCCAUUCUGUUGGAGUGUUUGGUUGGUCUUUGUCGGUGUUUUACUCCUGGCCGGAAUACUUUUAUGGCUAACCUUUCGCUUGGAACAACGCGAGUGGAAGCCAUCGCUACUAACCAGUUGUUUGCUCUCGCUUGGAGCUGCCUGCAUUCAGGGUGCUUGGCUCACACCCAACUCAACGGGUGGACGUAUGGCUUUCUAUGCCCUUAUGUUGACUUCAUUCCUCAUGUACAACUAUUAUACAUCGGUUGUGGUAUCCACUCUUUUGGGACAACCAGCCAAAUCGAAUAUCAAGAGCCUACAACAAUUGGCCGAUAGUAAUCUAGAUGUUGGUCUAGAGCCAGCUCCAUAUAUUAAAAUCUAUUUGGAAACAUCGGAUCAACCGGCUGUGCAUAGUUUAUAUCUAAAUAAGAUAAAGAAUAGCAAAAAAUCACAUGACCGCAUUUGGCUAACCGCUGAAGAAGGUGUUAAAUUGGUUCGAAAGAAUCCUGGUUAUGUGUUUAUAGCCGAAGCAGCCUUAUCCUAUGAAUUUAUACGCAAAUACUAUUUACCCCAUGAGAUAUGUGAGCUAAAUGAGAUACUGCUAAGGGAGGAGACGGUAACACAUACUUUGGUCCUCAAAUCAUCCCAGUAUGCCGAAUUGAUCAAGCUAAGUGAGCUGCGAAUGCUGGAAACUGGCAUCCAUUUCAAAAUCGAACGCUAUUGGGUACGCACCACACUGCAUUGCUAUCAGAAUAAUCUCACAGUGGUUGUGGGAUUGGCCAAUGCUGGACCCCUCUUCAUCAUGCUGUUUUGCUCUUACAAGCUUUACGAUGUCUACAAUAAUGGUCAACAUAUUGGUGGGAAACUGAAUAUGACUGCUGCCUAUCAAAUCGAUUGCAAUAGAAGAGUUUGCAAUGGCAAACAAUAUCUUAGCUCAUUGCAUUUGCGUACCAAGUAUGGGAAUCGUGAACAGCUUAACGAUGUGACUCUUCGAGUUUCGACUGUGGUCACUCAAAGGCCAACCAAUUGGCCAGCCGAAUGGUUGUUGCGUUUCCUAAGUCAAGAGAAUGAAACCCAUAUAGAUGGCAUAGCCAGAUUUGGAUUUCAAUUAUCUUUAAUUUUAAAGGAUUUACUAAAAUGCAACAUGGACUUUAAUUUCGUUGAUCGUUGGAGUAUUUCGGACACCAUAGGCGGAUCGGUGGGGGCUGUAGUCGAUAAGACAGCCGAUUUGGGCUCUGCUCCGUGCCUGGCCACCGAGGGAAGACUUCAAUAUCUAUCGGCCAUCAUUGAGACUGGUUACUUUCGUUCGGUUUGCAUGUUUCGUACACCGCACAAUGCGGGAAUACGCGGUGAUGUGUUCCUACAACCGUUCAGUCGUCUAGUUUGGUACAUUUUUGCCGCCAUUCUAUCGACGAUAGCUCUCCUCCUCUGGUUGAUAUUCUAUUUGGAAUGCAAGCGCAUGCCUCGCUUCUGGAACUUGGAGUAUGCACCCUCGUUGCUGAACACCUUCCUGGUCAGUUUUGGAGCAGCCUGCAUACAGAGCUCAGCGUUGAUACCACAGUCCACGGGUGGAAGAUUAGUGUAUUUAGUAUUAUUUUUAAUUAGCUUCAUUAUGUACAACUAUUAUACAUCUGUGGUGGUAUCCUCUCUUCUGAGUUCCCCCAUCAAAUCGAAAAUUAAGACUUUGGAGGAUUUGGCUGAGAGUUCUUUACAAGUAGGACUCGAGCCUCUAUCGUUUACCAAGAGCUAUUUGAAUUACUCCAAUCGCCCUGAGGUGCACACAUUCAAGAAACGUAAGAUCGAAUCGCAAUCGAAGAAUUCACAUCUCUGGCUUCCCGCCGAACAGGGAGUACUGAAAGUUCGCGAUAAUCCUGGAUAUGUUUAUGUUUUCGAAUCCUCGUCGGGCUAUGCGUAUGUUGAGAAGUAUUACACUGCCCAACAGAUUUGUGACUUGAACGAAGUGCUUUUUCGUCCCGAGCAAUUGCUAUAUACAUGCUUGCAUCGCAACUCCACAUAUAAAGAAUUAAUCAGAUUAAGAUUUCUUCGAAUAUUGGAAACCGGAAUCUAUCGCAAACAGCGCAAUUAUUGGGCUCAUAUGAAAUUGCAUUGCUUUGCCCAGAAUUUUGUCAUCAACGUGGGCAUGGAAUAUGUGGCACCAUUAUUUUUUAUGCUAUUAUGUGCCAUCUUGUUGGCCAUUGUAGUGCUACUGCUCGAGUUGGCCUGGCAGCAUUAUAGACACACAAAUGGGAAUAAAAAUAAUCCCCCUCCCCCCUGAAAAUAACAACUAAAUGCAAAAAACCCCUUUAAUAUAUAUCGUAAUAUCGCUUCACCCAUCGUCAACUUCUGCUGC